GGCGGUCCACCACGCGAAAGGCCGCCUCCGUUCUCCGCGCCCCCCCACCCCCCUCCGCCUCACAUCUCAUCUCGCUCGCUCGCUCUCUGCUGGACGCCAGGCGACGCGAGGGAUUCGAUUCGCCAGCUCUUCCGUCUCCGUCUCGAGUCUCGACCCGCCGAUCUCGCGACGCGCCGCCGCGGCGGUGGUGAGAUGCGUUGAUCCUAGAUGGAGAGAUUAACUACCAACCACCUCUACAAUUCUGGAGUUCCCGUAACUGUGCCAACAUCUCUGCCUACUAUACCAGCCUCUCUGGAUGAUACCUUCCCAAAGCUUCCUGAUGCGCAUAAUGUUUUGAUGGAGAGAGAAUUGAGGAGCACCCCACUAUCACCUCAUCAGACUACUGUUGCUCCUAUCUGUGGUCAAUUUCACUCAAGUACUGGAUCUGUCGGGCCGUUGUGUUCGCCCCCGGCUGUAAGGUUCUCUUCGGUUUCGAAUGCUGAGCAAUACUUGAACUCCAAUCCUUAUAAUUCUCAAGCACCAUGUACUGCAAGUUCUUCGUCUCUGAAUUACAGAUCACAAUAUGGAGGCUUUGAACCUUCCUUAACUGAUUUUCCAAGAGACAUCGAACCAACCUGGUGCCCUGAUCCAGUUGAUAGCAUGAUCGGAUACUCCGGUGAUGUCCCUGGGGGUAACAAUUUGGCUGGGAUCACUUCCAUUGGAGCUUCGGAUGACCUUACUAAGCAAAGUGAAUGGUGGACUGAUUUUAUGAAUGAUGAUUGGAAGGACAUUGUUGAUAACCCAGCUUCUACUGAAACCCAACAGGUUGGACCACCUGCGCAAUUGGCAAUCUCAGUUCACCAAUCAGCUACCCAACAAACAGUUUCGUCUCAAUCUGGAGAUACUUUGGCUGUUGCGGCACCCUCACCCAGUGCCGGCUGCAAUACUGCCAAGGCACGUAUGAGAUGGACUCCUGAACUUCACGAGCGCUUUGUGGAUGCUGUCAAUCAACUUGGUGGCAGUGAAAAAGCAACUCCUAAGGGCGUGCUGAAGCUAAUGAAGGCCGAUAAUUUGACCAUUUAUCAUGUAAAAAGUCAUCUUCAGAAAUACAGAACAGCUCGAUACAGACCAGAAUUAUCUGAAGAAAAGAAGGUGGCAUCAAAAGAAGAGAUACCAUCUAUUGACCCAAAGGGGAGUUUUGAUCUCACUGAAGCACUUCGUCUCCAGUUAGAACUUCAAAAGCGGCUUCAUGAACAGCUUGAGAUUCAAAGAAGUUUGCAGCUUAGAAUUGAGGAACAAGGGAAGUGCCUUCAGAUGAUGCUCGAGCAGCAGUGCAUUCCUGGGACAGACAAGGCGCUGGAUGCUUCAACUCCAGCAGAAGGAUCAAAGUUAUCUUCUGAUCUUCCAGAAUCUUCAACUGUGAAGGAAGUUACAGAAAACAGUCAAAAUGGACUAACCAAGCAAACAGAAUCAGGUGAUAGCUAAUGAAGAUGCAAGGCAAUUCUCUCCAACCUGCGGACCUAAGUGGCCAUGAAAUGGGUUUGAUGAUCUGACUCAUGGCAAGCUUAAAUCAAGUCGUUUUUGUCUUUUCGAAGGAACAGAUGAGUAUUGCUAUGAACAACAUUGCAAAGCCUGGCCAAGUGCCUGUAACUAGACGUUAGUUGUACAGUACCCACCAUCACGGUACCGAUGAAUCCCGUGUCACGUGGAUGAUCUAGGGUUCAAAAGACAGCGCAAGCACAACUGUCCGGGGGUUUGACUUCUUGCUUUUUCUCCUUUGUUAGGGAUCUGUAGCAUCUGCUAGGCAUUUGAUUAUGGGCUGAUCCAAGUAUUUACAAUAAUAUUUAGCACCUCUUGUUUAGAAUUUGCCAUGGUGCCAAAUAUGAUCAAUGAUGUGUUACAUUUGUAUGAGAAGCAUGGACUGCACUCGGUUCAGUCUGCAUA
Molecule: messenger RNA, 1923 nt
Organism: Phragmites australis (common reed)
Lineage: Eukaryota; Viridiplantae; Streptophyta; Magnoliopsida; Poales; Poaceae
Product: protein PHOSPHATE STARVATION RESPONSE 2-like
Exons: 10
Coding region: 208-1464 (418 amino acids)
Molecular function (GO): DNA-binding transcription factor activity; DNA binding
Source: RefSeq, a predicted model, not a curated record